Molecule: messenger RNA, 921 nt
Organism: Chenopodium quinoa (quinoa)
Lineage: Eukaryota; Viridiplantae; Streptophyta; Magnoliopsida; Caryophyllales; Amaranthaceae
Product: BRASSINOSTEROID INSENSITIVE 1-associated receptor kinase 1-like
Exons: 6
Coding region: 162-623 (153 amino acids)
Source: RefSeq, a predicted model, not a curated record
UCUGGUUUUCCUUUUAUAUUCAUUCUCAUAUUUUCUCAUAUUAGCCUUGUGCUUCUACUUGGCAUUUUGUUUAUAUCUUUCUUUAGAAAUGUCUUUUAAUUGUUGAAAUGUUCUUUUCUUGCCUUUUUUUUAGUAACGUCGAAUAACACUCUGUGGUAUGAAUGUUCUACAAUGAUAGGCAGUUAAAUAACAACAGUUUGUCAGGCGAAACACCCCGGUCAUUGACUGCCAUAUCAAGCUUGAAUACCCUUGAUUUGUCAUUCAACCAGUUAACAGGAGAUGUUCCUCUCAAUGGAUCUUUCUCAAAAUUCACCAAUCCAAGAAGUUUUAUUGGCAAUCGCAAUUUGAGGAUGCCUGCAGUAAGUCCAGAUAUGCCAAUUCAAACAGGUGGGGAUGGAACUGGAGCUUCUACGGCAUCCGAUGCCACAAAGAAGGAGCUACUGAGAGCCAUUGAUGUGCGGCUUGCAGCAGUUAAGGAAGACUUGACUACAGCUUGCUCCCGUGCUUCUGCUGCUGGUUUCAAUCCUGUAACGAUAUCAGAAUUACAGCAUUUUGCAGAUCGCUUUGGCGCUCAUCGCCUCAGGUGCAUGGGGAGUCAAAUGGAGCGGAAGUAUAGUGACUAGCCAUCUAACGAAUGGUGCAUAUAUGUUGGCGACUCUUAUUCAAGUUCCGGUUUUGUGAAGAUUUGGAUAUUUUGGCUUAUAUAUAUGUUGACAAUUUGUAUUUUGGACGAUCAAAUUAAUUAUCUAACUUUUGUUUAUUAUUAGUAACAGUAUGUCAUACCAAAAAUAGGCGAGUAAUAUUUGUAAUGUACGUAUUUUGCAUUAUAAUUAUUAUAUAUAAAUGAUACUUUAAUUUGUUUAUGUUAGUAUAUUUAGAUUUGUACCGACUAAUUAAUAUUAUAUUACCAUUCCAUCCCAA